AUGGCAACACCAAAAUGGGCUUCCAUAGCCUACUUGAUAUUGCUUAGCUGGGGAGUUACCUCUGCUCUUAGGGUUAUUACUGGCAAGGAAAAACAAAUGGUUGAUCAACCAGAGAAGUUUGUCUUAGGUGGACAAAUUGGAGGAGGGCUUGGUGGACAGAUUGGAGGAGGACUUGGUGGUGGACAGAUUGGAGGACUUGGUGGAGGUAUUAUUGGAGGUAGUAUUAGUUUCGGUCCAGGUUUUGGUAUUGGAGGUAGUAUUGAAGGUGGGAUUUCCAAUCUAGGUGGUGGUAGUAGCGAAGGUGAGGGUAACGGCGGUUGCCAAGGUCAUGGUGCUUGUAGUGGCCAAGGUGGUGGUAUUGGUGGUGGCCAAGGUGGUGGUAUUGGCGGUGGACUAGGUGGUGGUAUUGGCAGUGGCCUAGGUGGUGGUAUUGGUGGUGGCCAAGGUGGUGGGGUAGGUGGUGGUAUUGGCAGUGGCCAAGGAGGUAUUGGCGGCGGGGGAGGUGGUUGCAUUGGAGGUGGCCAAGGUGGUGGUAUUGGCGGUGGUAUUGGUGGUGGUGAAAGCGGUGGUGAAGGCAGUGGUGAAGACGGUGGUAAUUGCGGCAGCCAAGGUGGUGGUGGUGGCAGUGGCAGUGGUGAAGGCGGUGGUCCAGGCUUUGUCAUCCCAGGUUAUGGAACUCCAGGCUAUGGAAUUGGUGGUACUAAUGGCGCCCAAAUUGGUUCUGGUCUAUAUUGCACACCAAUUCAUUGCCCUGCUGCCACCUGCAAAGGAGUUCGUUUGUACUUUCAACAUGACGACCAGUCCAUGGAUGAUACCAAUGUCCACAAUAACCACCUCAAAGUAGACCAUGAGCCCAUGGAGGGAAGAAACAGCCAUGGAGAAAAUGGCAACCAUGUCAAUAAGAAAACACAUGAACAAUGGAAGAUGCCCACAGAUGAAACCAGCAGCAAUGCUGAAGGUGAAGGGCAACGAGAUCGCAGUAUGGAUGCCAUGGCCCCAGAAUCAGACUAG
Messenger RNA from Prunus avium (sweet cherry), 1011 nucleotides. Lineage: Eukaryota; Viridiplantae; Streptophyta; Magnoliopsida; Rosales; Rosaceae. The record is from RefSeq and is a predicted model, not a curated record.